This is a messenger RNA of Mesorhabditis belari, 870 nucleotides long. NCBI's taxonomy places the organism in Eukaryota, Metazoa, Nematoda, Chromadorea, Rhabditida, Rhabditidae. The record is from the annotation of a GenBank genome assembly.
AUGCCUGCAUUUAUUAUACUUUUGUGUUUCAUUUUUUAUUAUGAAGUAAUUGCUUUGACUCCACUCCCAAUACAAUCAAACGAUGGUUUUUGUGUAAGCUAUAAAAUGGGCAAUUUACUGUAUCUUGGACCAGCAAAAACAAUGACGAAAAUGAUUGGAAGGGUGCAUUGUGAAAUGAGCUUUAUGAAGCAAAAAGGUUCAAUUGAUGAGCAAAAAAGCAAAAAGCUCGCUAAAGCGAACAUCUGUUACAAAGAGCAACAAGAUGAAAUGAUUGCUACAGCUUUUGCUGGGCCGUUCAAUGGUUGGGGUGGACAAAAAAGAUUCUUUAUUUGGAGGGAUCCGUUGGACCGUUUCUUAUCGAUAUAUGGACAUAUAUGCAGGCGCGAACAUCUUUGUGGAUCAGCCGGAAAAAAUGUUCACUCGUUCGCUCGUGGAGUCUACGAAAUGCUCAAAUCGGGACAUGCACCAGAUGGAUCAAAAGAUUAUUUACGACUCAAGCAUCACGCAAUUCCACAAUCAUGGUACUGCGAUAUUUCAAAACAUCGCAAGACGGAUCAAGUCAUUGAAUACACAAAGAAUUCAGCAUUAAUGCAGAAAAAGCUGGAACGAGUCUUCCGCACAUCGACUGUUCCUAAAUGGAUGUAUAAACAAGCUCUGAGACGGGUUGUGGAGGCACAUGUGAACGAUAACAAAAAACUACGUGGACAAUAUGUGCAAUGGCGAAGAGAAAUACUGACCCAUCCAAAUACAUUAGCCUAUUUCAAAGCUAUUUAUCAUUCGGAUUAUACUUUAUUUGGGAAAGUUCCUCCUGGUUCGCCAAGAAAAGCGGUAAGAAGAGGAACAAGAAGGAAUUGGAGAUUGAUUCAUGUA